UAUCAGCUCGACGCGACGCAGGCUGGGGAAGUUCCACCACUAAAAAUAGAUCUACAAUAAAUAAAGAAAAUCACCGGUAGUUGCAGUUUGGCACUGACUGAAAUUGAAGUUCAAAAAGGACGCAUUUGAGCAUGUGUGUAGCCAUGUUUCUUUCUUUGUAAUGUCGACGUUAGGAGAGGAGAAGGGAUCAAACACUUCGUCGGUUUGCUGCAGAUAUAGCGAAGCUCAGAUCGGCUCAGGAUUUUUGGCAUCGGGAAUUCGUAAUCCGCACCCUCGGAAGUCCUCCGGCCGGUUGACAAGCUUCUCAGGCUGAGUCGUGGAGUCUAGCUAUGUGUUGAUGUUAUUGACACAUCUUUAUGGCUUGGCCUUAACGUAGCUCGCUCAGUGCCAGAGAGGUUGAAGCCAAAGAAGUUGCAAUGUCUCCAGAAUGUUGAAGGGACUUUCCCGUGUCACCAAUCAUCAGAGGUUCAGACAUAAGGAAUUGGCCAUUAUCACCAAACAGUAAGAUCUGUGUGCCAAGGAUGCCCAGUACUGUCCAGUGUAGUCUGACUUGGUAUUACCUCCAAGUGUGAGGCAGAAUUCCCCUGGAGAUUACAAGAUGUUGCUUGCACAGUAUUUUGGAUCUUAGACUUCACCACUAGUAAGCCAUUAUUAUCGCCGCGGUUAUAAUGUAGACCAAUACAGGAACACGUUUUUAUGUAGGAUUGAAUAUAAGCUGAUAGAUGCAUGAUGAAUCGACCUCACUCAAAUAAUUGCAAUAAUAUUGUUGUCACAGAGGCACAGUUCGACACCCACCCUUCUCAGUUUCUGCAUAAAGUCAUGUCCAAUGGAAGCCCUGAGAAUUCUGAGGAUGCACGUGUUUCUGUUGACCACGGCUACAGUUCUGUCGACCGUGAAAGCUCGUUGGAAUAUCAUCCCAGGUGUAUUCCCAAAUCUCCACAUCAUGUGGGUCAGUCUCAAAUGCCAGGAUCAGUUCUGGAGGGGCCCUUCGCUAAAGAGUCAUAUCACAUGGUAGAUCCCAGGCAACAAACUUUGCAGAAUGGAAACAUGGGCCCUCAUACUUCUCCAAGAUAUCCAGUUCAAGGUGAACCUAAGCAAUUCUUUGAUUUUAGGAAAACCUCAGAUGAUUUUCAAGGGCAAAUACCUACCCUGAACGGACUCUCGUUGACUUCUAACUCGGACGGUUAUCAGGGUAAUUUGCAGAAUGGCUAUCCUGACAAAUCGCCAACUCAGAGUUACUCUGCCCGAUGUGCUCCUUUCCGUUAUUCAUAUUCUGGGGAGGCUGUAGAUGAAACACAGAGGCAAGAUCCAUUCACUACUAAUGGACCCCCACUGACACCCAACACUCAUAGUGGUCCAACAAGCCCUAGACCGCCACCGGUCAUUCGGAAACAUUCCUCAUUUACGAGACAGAACGCCAUCGAGGAGGAAGUAGAUGAUCAUGAUGAGCUCAAUGAUUCUGGGUUUGGGUCCAUGUGCAGAAAAGCCAGCUAUGAAAAGCCAAGGAGAAGCCGCUCCAGGGAUGUGAGCGAUGCUCCCAAUGAAGAAGUCAACAACAAUCUGGCCCCUAGGAAGCUGCAGAGAUCGCAGUCAAGUCAGGAGAGGACUGACAAUGAACUCGCCCAGUUCCAUGCAGAGAAACGUCGGUGUUCAUCAGAACAGUUGCAACGGAGCAAUGGGAGCAGUGGAUAUCAUUCUGGUAAUGGUUACCAGGGAGAUCUUGCCAGAUCCUUGAUAGCCAAGUUUGUUGAUCUAGCAAAAGGAACAUCUGCUAAGUCAGCAACAUCCACAGAACAUUCACCUACAUCAUCAGAGUAUGAUGACACAGAGGUAUUCAUCGGUGGAUUAAGAGAUAGACUCAAUUCAUGUAAGUCAGACAGAUGGGUAGCUGAUGAGGUUCAUAAGGAGAUUUUGUCUGAUCCAAGCCUUACAAUGAAACACGAUCUCACCGGUGAGGAAUAUCGUCAGCAGAAGGAACUGAUAUUAUUGGAGGUUUUCCGGUAUGACUUGCAACCUUCCGAACCUACCUCACCUGUGCUCUUCAAUGGCAACCUGCCAUCUUCACCACAAAAUGACAAGAUUGUGAUGGAUCUGCCUGAAAGAUCCUCUGAGCUAGAGAUUAGUCCUGAUGGAUCAAGUCAAUCUCAAGAUGGUAUUGCAGACCCAAUCCGGGUAUGGUUAUAA
Molecule: messenger RNA, 2184 nt
Organism: Lytechinus variegatus (green sea urchin)
Lineage: Eukaryota; Metazoa; Echinodermata; Echinoidea; Temnopleuroida; Toxopneustidae
Exons: 5
Coding region: 727-2184 (485 amino acids)
Source: RefSeq, a predicted model, not a curated record